CGCCCAGGUGUACUGACAUUCAGUUUUGCCCACGAAACCAUUCAGCUGGCGGAGAUCUCCGUAGGUAACGGGAGAAAACCCUGGCGAGACAGUUCAUUCAAAAAUGGCCGCAAGCUGUUGUGGGGUGAAGAAGCAGAAGCUCAAUAAUUCUAUGCCAUCCAUAUGCUGCAACGGCUCAUCAGUUCAUCCAAACCCCCACAAAAAUGGCUACACUGUCGCCUCCGUGGAGAUGUGUUUCUUCUGUUUUGACGUCCUACACAGCCAUUUAUACAGUUAUGACCCACCCAAGAUUCCGUCGUUUACCAACGAUUCAUACCCUUUAUUUGUCACCUGGAAAAUGGGGCGUGACCGACGACUACGUGGUUGUAUAGGCACCUUUUCAGCUAUGAGCCUUCAUAAUGGUCUCAGGGAAUAUGCAGUCACUAGUGCCAUGAAAGAUAGCCGAUUUAGUCCAAUAACAAAAGAGGAUUUCCCCAAACUCCAUGUAUCUGUGUCUAUACUCACCCACUUUGAGGACGCCGGGGAUUUCCUGGAUUGGGAGGUUGGAGUUCACGGAAUCCGCAUUGAGUUUUAUAAUGAAAAGGGACACAAAAAAACUGCAACAUAUUUACCCGAAGUUGCAGUUGAGCAAGGUUGGGACCGUAUCCAGACAAUAGACUCGCUCAUGCGAAAGGGAGGUUACAAGAGCUCUAUAACUCACGAGGUGCGACGCUCCAUCCGCCUUACUAGAUAUCGCAGCGAAAAAAUCACCAUUAGUUACAGUGACUAUGUUUGUCAAAAACAAAAUGGCCAUGCAUGAUGAUGAGCCAUGCACACCCCCUGCCUGACCAGGCCUGGAACAUGUGACGCUCUGCUCAGAGGGCAGAGGGCAAGGGAGAGAAAUCUUGUAUGGCAUUGAGCGGUCUCCAUGGUGCAUUACCUCCCUUUUAUGCACUUGUCAUUGAAGAGUUGCUUUUGUUUUAAAUUAGACCUGGUAGCAUUCAGUCGAGUCUGAUGAGAUACUGUGGUUUUUAAACCUCAAGUAGAUAUUGUAGUGAUGAAAUGAGGUGUUUUAACAGAAAUGUCCUGUUUGCACGUUUUACAUGCAGUCAGCAGAUGGAGACUUUUUAACUGGUUUUGCACUUAGUUUGAGCAAGUUAGCAUGAGCAUUGAGAACAAUAUAUUCACACAAUUUUGCUAACAAGUUUUUAAUGCAAUGACAUCAGAGUGUGUAUGAUAUUUUACGGUUCUUUUUUUUUUUUAAACCCUUCAGCAUAUAUAUAUAUGAUUAGGAAGUUUAUGUAUGUAGUGUGUUUGUUUGUUUUUUUUAGUCAAGGGAGGUAAGUCAGUCGCCAUUCCACAAGCUGCAUCUGUAACGAUGGAACGCUCGUGUACAUCAGCAGUUGUAAUUCUCACAACAAUUAGCAUAGGUGGCGGAAUUGUGGAGGCUAGGGCUUCUAAGCACCCCCCUCCCUUUGAAAUUAAAGUGGGGGAGCUAAGCCCCCCUGAAAUAAUGUUUUUUUUUUCUAUAUACCAAAUGACGUCGGCUUAGCUGUUUGAGUAAAAAUAAAUAAUGUUUAAUAAAUAAAGGACAAUUUGCUGCAGUGCAGUUUAUCCCAGAUUUAUCACAAUUUUUUCCACUAGAAAUUGCUUAAAUGCGUCUCCAGCGAUAUAAAUGAGGAGAGCUUCCGGGACCUCGGGUGACCUCAGGACCCUCGCAUGAUGGGCCUGGAAACUACUGCCUCAGCCCCCACAAAUUUUAUAGCAUUCGGCCUUUCCUGGUGAAUGUCAACUGCUGUAGAGCAAACGUUCAGUUAAGUUGUUACAGCAAUGCAGCCUGCUGUAUUGACUCAAGAUUUGAUAAUGCAAACAGUCACAGAUGUUCCAGGCAAUUUCGUCAUGUGAAAUGUUUCUCCAUGCCAUAUCAUUAUCUCAUACAUCCCCCCUCCC
Liolophura sinensis is the source of this 1929-nucleotide messenger RNA. RefSeq names its product nuclear protein AMMECR1-like. The transcript is spliced from 5 exons. Bases 104 to 799 code for a protein of 231 amino acids. Lineage: Eukaryota; Metazoa; Mollusca; Polyplacophora; Chitonida; Chitonidae. The record is from RefSeq and is a predicted model, not a curated record.